AUGGCAGCUGACCCCACGUAUCCUCUGUAUCCCGUGGCUAACAUACUUGCAGCAGCUUCCUUGCUACUCGUUCUUCUGACCAGUGCAAUCCGCCGAAGCUGGAACCUUGGUCUGGCCUUCUUAUGCUUCUGGUUAUUCUUUGAAGCUCUAGCAGACGGGAUCAAUGGGAUACUGUGGUCAAACAACGCCGAUCCCAAACUGUAUGUAUACUGCGAUAUCGUUACCCGGCUGCAGAUCGCUAGCUUCGUGGUCAAACCGAUGGCGACUCUCAUUAUGAUGCGCCAUCUAUACAACAUCGCCGGCCUCCGCUCCGUGGACUCGUUCAGGACGAUAUCUAGACAGUGGGAGUGGUUGAUUGACUGGACUGCGGGCGUCUUGAUUCCAUUCUUGGUCGCAGGACCGUUCUAUUACGUCGUACAAGGCGUCCGGUUCAAUCUAGUCGAAGGGUUUGGCUGCAUGAACGGAACGAAUCCGUCCAUACUCAGCAUUCUUCUGCUCGAGUUGUGGGGAAUCAUUCCUCCACUGUACUGCGUCGCCUUCUACUACCCAAGGGUUGUGCGGGUCUUCUACUUCCACAACAGAGACGUGAACCGUUUUAUGCGGAGUGAGGGCGAUACCUCAAUCUCCCGCUCAACAUACCUUCGCAUUCUCAUCAUCGCCAGCAUUGACAUCAUUCUCACUCUACCCAUGGGUAUCGUGGUACUCGCAUUCAACGUGGUGCUGUCGAAACAGAACGGGGAGCAACUGCCAUUCUAUUCCGGCUGGGCCUCUGUUCACACGAGCCUGGUACCACCGGGCACUGAAUACGCAGAUCUAGAAGCAGUCACACAAGGGAGGACCGUUUUGGUUCACCUCUACUUCGCUUUUGGGACGACACCAGUUCUCGCGUUCACCAUCUUCGCCCUGUUCGGUCUGACACACGACGCUCGCGAGUCAUACUGGCGCGCGUUCCGCGCUAUUGUGCGCCCAUUCGGAUGGCGGCUCGCUCACAUGUCAAGAAAACGAGAAGACUCUUCGCUGGACACGAUUGAAUUUGGCACGCCACCACAGGAGAGCACGCUCGAUGAUGAUGCUGAUGAUGCUGAUCAGAGACCAAGAAUGGCUAUGUUCACGCUUCCUACCUCCGACUCGCAAUGA
This is a messenger RNA of Peniophora sp. CBMAI 1063, 1137 nucleotides long. The record is from the annotation of a GenBank genome assembly. Lineage: Eukaryota; Fungi; Basidiomycota; Agaricomycetes; Russulales; Peniophoraceae.